ACUGGGAGAGCAGAGCCGGGAGGCCGUGGCGGCUAGGCACAACUUUGCAGUGCUGUCCCCACCGCUCCUGCCGCCGGUGGGCCCGGGUAGCUGGGACCAGAGUGCGCUAGCAACCAGCGCGCCGCGCAAGGGAAGAUGAUGAUGAUGUCCCUGAACAGCAAGCAGGCGUUCAGCAUGCCUCACGCCGGCAGCCUGCACGUGGAGCCCAAGUACUCGGCGCUGCACAGCGCCUCCCCGGGUUCUUCUGCGCCCACGGCACCUUCGGCCAGUUCCCCCAACAGCUCCAGCAACGCUGGCGGCGGCGGCGGCGGCGGUGGCGGAGGUGGUGGAGGCCGGAGCAGCAGUUCCAGCAGCAGCGGCAGCGGCGGCGGCGGCGGAGGCGGCGGCGGCGGGGGCUCGGAGGCGAUGCGGAGAGCUUGUCUUCCAACCCCACCGAGCAAUAUAUUCGGCGGGCUGGAUGAGAGUCUGCUGGCCCGUGCCGAGGCUCUGGCCGCCGUGGACAUCGUCUCCCAGAGUAAGAGCCACCACCACCACCCGCCCCACCACAGCCCCUUCAAGCCGGACGCCACUUACCACACCAUGAACACCAUCCCGUGCACGUCCUCGGCUUCCUCUUCAUCUGUGCCCAUCUCUCACCCGUCUGCCCUGGCCGGCACCCACCACCACCACCACCACCACCAUCACCAUCACCACCAGCCGCACCAGGCACUGGAGGGCGAGCUGCUGGAGCACCUGAGUCCCGGGCUGGCCCUGGGAGCCAUGGCUGGCCCGGACGGCACGGUGGUAUCAACUCCGGCUCACGCACCACACAUGGCCACCAUGAACCCCAUGCACCAGGCAGCCCUGAGUAUGGCCCACGCACACGGGCUACCCUCGCACAUGGGCUGCAUGAGCGAUGUGGAUGCAGACCCCCGGGACCUGGAGGCAUUCGCCGAGCGCUUCAAGCAGAGACGCAUCAAGCUGGGAGUGACCCAGGCAGAUGUGGGUUCGGCUCUAGCCAACCUCAAGAUCCCGGGAGUGGGCUCGCUCAGCCAGAGCACCAUCUGUAGGUUCGAGUCUCUCACGCUGUCGCACAACAACAUGAUCGCGCUCAAGCCCAUCCUGCAGGCGUGGCUGGAGGAAGCUGAGAAAUCCCACCGCGAGAAGCUCACCAAGCCGGAGCUCUUCAACGGCGCGGAGAAGAAGCGCAAGCGCACGUCUAUCGCGGCGCCGGAGAAGCGUUCGCUGGAAGCCUACUUCGCUAUCCAGCCGAGGCCCUCGUCCGAGAAGAUCGCGGCCAUCGCCGAGAAGCUGGACCUCAAGAAAAACGUGGUGCGCGUCUGGUUCUGCAACCAGAGGCAGAAACAGAAGAGAAUGAAAUACUCCGCUGGCAUUUAG
Molecule: messenger RNA, 1377 nt
Organism: Acomys russatus (golden spiny mouse)
Lineage: Eukaryota; Metazoa; Chordata; Mammalia; Rodentia; Muridae
Gene: Pou4f2
Product: POU class 4 homeobox 2
Exons: 2
Coding region: 136-1377 (413 amino acids)
Biological process (GO): regulation of transcription by RNA polymerase II
Molecular function (GO): RNA polymerase II cis-regulatory region sequence-specific DNA binding; DNA-binding transcription factor activity, RNA polymerase II-specific
Source: RefSeq, a predicted model, not a curated record